AUGGUGCAGCUCGAUGAGGAGCAGACGGUAGAUGUGCUGAAGACAGGGAAGUACUCGGACUUCACGAUCAAAUGUGGCGACAAAAGCUUCGCCGUGCACAAGGUCGUAAUUGCUUCACAUUCAGACUUCUUUCGAGCGGCCAUUGAGAGUGGGUUCAAAGAGGCCACUGAGAACGAGAUCAUCAUUCGAGAAUCGACCUGUGUUGCGGUCGCCAUGGUCAUAACAUUCCUGUAUUUCCUAACCAACGACGACUACUCUGGUCUGCAAACCAACAGAUACAUGGCCCUCAGGAGACAGUUCUACAAGGCCUUCCGCGACAAGUUCAAGGAAAAGGAAUGGAAAAAGAACACGGCCUUUGGAGAUGCUUUGGACACCUACCUGUUGGCCGAUCGAUACAUGCUUACAGAGCUCAAAGAGGCUGCAGACGAAGAGAUUGGACACUGGCUUGAGUAUCAGUGGCACAAUCCGCUCACACUGCAAGCCUCAGUCGAGAAGAUCUUCACAGCAACGUCAAGCACAGACAACCACGUUCGUCCAAAUCUUACUGUCUGGAUUAUCAGUCACACCUGCAUUGUUCAGCGAAUUCUUGGCCUUCCAAUAUCACUCAAACCGCUUCAAAACUACGACAAGAUAUUGGGGCUUGGUGAAACCCACGACCCGGAGGGGAUGCGAACGGGCAUCCGGUUGCUCAAGCGGCUACACAGAAGCCAGCUUAGUUCGGCAGAAAUGACUGAACCGACUAUUACAGAGGAGGAGAAUCGCUGGAGAUAG
Messenger RNA from Cyphellophora attinorum, 771 nucleotides. RefSeq lists its product as uncharacterized. Lineage: Eukaryota; Fungi; Ascomycota; Eurotiomycetes; Chaetothyriales; Cyphellophoraceae. The transcript has a single exon. Gene Ontology annotation, molecular function: protein binding. The coding region runs from base 1 to 771 and encodes 256 amino acids. The record is from RefSeq and is a predicted model, not a curated record.